AUGUUUUUUUUUGUUGGAGGUUUUCACAGCAAAGAUCGGUGUUGUGGAAACAGCGGCUUAUCAAACACGGGAUGUCUUUUAAUAAAAAUCUCUCUCCUCGCUUGUUACUACUCCACUUUCUCACCUUUAACACUCAACUCUCUCAAAGUGUUCCAAUCUUUAUCAUACCUUCCUCCUCCUCCUUUUGUAGAAGAAGCCUUCAUUUAUAAAUAUAUAUUAUCUCUAUCUCUAUCUCUAUCUCUCUAUCAACUCUACAGCAGUGAAAGGUAUACUACUAGAAUUCCUAUAUAUCCACUUCCACUCCACUCAACCCAUCCAUCCCUAUUGCCAGUCCCUUAUAAAAUAUUAAAGAGUUCAAAUAUAUAUACAUACAAUUUCAAUAUUAAAACAACGCAACGACGAGAAAUGACCUUUAUAAACAAUCAAAAUCAUUGGAUAUCUAUAUUCAUUCUUUUGACCAUUUGUAUUUGUAAUAUUGCAUUGGCCAGUGAAAAUGGAUUAAAUGCAUUUCCACAAUCAGUCAAAUUAUCAUUGACACCAGUGUAUGGCCAAAUGAAGGUCAGUUGGUUCACUUCACUCGAGAAUGGAGUUAGUUUGGUACAAUAUUCACAGAGUCAAUCUGCGCUACAGGCAUCGUUGAUGAACAUCAAGUUGCCAGCCGGAUCAUCAGUCUACACGGCCAAUGGAACUUCAUCGGCCUUUGCUACAGAGUCCAAUUGGUUUGGAUUCUCCAACAUGGUGUUGCUCGAAUCACUCGAGCCCAUGACCACCUAUUUCUACGCCUGCGGAGGCAAGACCGCCACCAGUGCCUGGACCAGCGUCAGAAAGUUCACCACUGGCUCGUUUGGCAAGCCAACAUCGACCGGCAGCGUCACACCCUUUACCGUCGCACUCUACGGCGACAUGGGUUUUGGCGGUGGCUUUAAUCAAACCGUCCAAGUGUUGGUCGACAAUCUCGACCACUAUGACAUGAUCCUUCACGUCGGAGACAUCUCCUACGCCGACUAUGACCGUGUUCUCCAAGGUAACCAAACCAUUUGGAAUGACUUUUUAUCAACCAUUGAACCAAUCACUUCAAGUAUUCCAUACAUGUCUACUCCUGGUAAUCAUGAUGUAUUUUAUUCAUUCCAAGCAUACCAACAAACAUUUAAUAUGCCAGGUUCAUCAAAUGAACCAUGGUAUUCUUUUGAUUACAAUGGAGUACAUUUUGUGAGUUAUUCUACAGAGUCUGAUAUAUCACCAUUCACAAGACAAUACCAAUGGCUCAAGAACGACUUGGACACGUAUCGUAGCAAGAAUCCAAAGGGAUGGGUCAUUGCCUAUGCCCAUCGUCCCUACUAUUGUUCGACUCAAUGGGACUGGUGUCGCAAGCAGACGCUCCGUGCCUUGAUUGAGUCUACAAUUGGCGAGCUUUUCCAGCAGUACAAUGUCGACAUGUACCUCGCUGGCCACACCCACGCCUACGAGCGUACCCAGCCAGUCUACAAGCAACUGCAAAUCGGAAACUACCAAUACCCCGGUGCCACCGUCCACAUGAUCGUCGGGACACCAGGAAACCAAGAAGGCUUGGACACCAACUGGAUCUACCCUACCCCAGCUUGGUCAGGUUACAGAUACGCUGAACUCGGUUACGCCACCAUGUCCAUCGUCAACGACACUCACCUUCUUUGGCAAUUUAUUGCAGACAAGGAUCAACAAUUAAUUGAUGAACAAUGGAUUGUUAAAGGUUAUUUCGAUUAA
Molecule: messenger RNA, 1740 nt
Organism: Cavenderia fasciculata
Lineage: Eukaryota; Evosea; Eumycetozoa; Acytosteliales; Cavenderiaceae
Exons: 6
Coding region: 1-1740 (579 amino acids)
Molecular function (GO): metal ion binding; acid phosphatase activity
Source: RefSeq, a predicted model, not a curated record